Messenger RNA from Marchantia polymorpha subsp. ruderalis, 1308 nucleotides. The record is from the annotation of a GenBank genome assembly. Lineage: Eukaryota; Viridiplantae; Streptophyta; Marchantiopsida; Marchantiales; Marchantiaceae.
AGAAAAUGUGUCGUAGAAGCAGAUUAUUCAUUUUCAAUCUUCAUUAAUCUGAUCUUAAGUGCAUUCCUUUGGUUGUCCCCUCAGGUCCCUUUGGCUAAUUAGCUUCAGAGAUACCCGAGGAACUGGGAAACCUGAAUAACUUGCAGUACUUGUGAGUCUGUAUUCUGCAGGUGUUGUUUAUACCGGUAUCUGAGCAAACGUCAAACUUUGAGCUCAAAAUUGUCUUGACGUUUAUUCGUUGCAGCAAUUGCCAUGAUUGUGUCUCCACGGUGGACUACCACAGAGUUGUGCUGGAUUGCUGGCUCUCAACCGGAUGCCAAUUACAUCUCGUUCCGGCAAGGCUGAUGUGUGGGUACAUGACCCUACAUUCGUUUGGAUUCCUUUGCACUUCUUGGGGAGUUUCCUGAGUAGGAUUUCAACGGAAUGCCCAACUUGACGAGUUUGUGGUUAUCAAACCAAUUAACCAAAGAUAUUUGUCCAGAAAUCAAAUUUUCUGGAAAACCUCCUGAUAUUGCAAUUUUGGAGGAGGAAUACAAUGUGUCUACAAGGCGCUGGGAUUGUAGCUACUCGGGAGGACCGACACCUGUGGGACACAAACACCUUGCAGAAACGCAAGGAGCAUUCCUGGAGCACGAAGGAUCAAUCAGCUUAUUGGGCUUAAAUUGUUCGGAUGGAGAGUCUGCUGAGUGGGUCAUACUUGCUGGAGUUCAAUGAUUCACCGUGGAGGAGUUAGUGGAUAGCUUCAGACUUCAGUGACGAACAUGUAAUAGGACACGGGGGAUUCGAAAAAGUUUAUUUCGCAACUCUUGAUGACGGACGUACGGUUGCGAUUAGAAGGGCCUCCGCUCGAAGCGUGCAGGGUAUGCGUGAGUUUCGAAACGAGAUCACACUUUUGAUUCGACUUCACAAUCGACAUCUUGUUCGACUCGAAGGGUUCUGCAUUGAAAGAGAUUUUCAGGCAUGUUCUGUCAGUAACUCUUGCUACAUGUAUAGGUCAGAUGAUGCUAUUCCCAACCACAUACCAGCCACCAAAACGUCCUUAGCAUGCAGGCCAUUUCAGUCAGAUGUGGACUUUGGAGAAAUGAACGCAAUGGUCUCGAAGAAAGUUACAUGCUCGUUUCUACUCGAACGUUUAUCUGGCCAUCCACAACACGCAGCUACUCAUCUACGAAUUCUCGAAGAAGGAAAAUCUUCAAGAAUUGUAACACGGGAUAAAAGUGGGAGCCGGCAUGCCUCUAACUUCGAAGAAAAGGUUAGACGUAGCCUAUGGUGUUUCUAAGGGACUGGAGUAUCUUCACUCAUUUCGCG